UCCUUCUUCGUUUUUCCACUGUGCGCAAUUCCAACAUGGUAUCAGAGCAAUCCGAUUCUAGGUCUGAUCGUUGAUCGCCUUCAUUCAUCACGGAUACAGAGAUUUUCAUAUCUGAUCGUCGACACUCCUCGUUGAUUGCUAUCACCAAUCUAUUUUCUGGUAUGUCGUCUCCUACACCUAAUACGACUUCUAGAACCCUAGAUGUUGCGGAUCCCCUCUAUUUCCACCCUUCAGAUCAUCCUGCAACAUGGAUAUUGCAAGCUACUAUACCAAGCUCAAGAAGAAGUGGGAUGAGCUUAACGCUAUUUUGCAAUUGCCAAACUGCACAUGUGGAGCUGUUCAAGCUUUGAGGAAGUCUGAUGAAGAUCAGAAACUAAUUCAGUUCCUAAUGGGCCUAAACUCAGAUUAUACCAUAAUACGUGGUAACUUACUGAUAAUGAGACCUCUUCCUACAGUUGCUCAAGCAUAUCAAGUGCUGAUUCAAGAGGAAAAGCAACGAGGAAUUCAAGUUCCCUCUCAGAUUCUACCUGAACAUGUUUCCUUGAAUACCACCAAGACUGCCACAGGUGGUUAUAAAGGCAAAACAGACACUAAAAGGGCUUUGGUCUGUGAUCAUUGCAAGAAACCUGGACAUGUAGCCAGCAGAUGCUUCAAGCUAAUAGGAUUUCCUAAGGAUUUUAAAUUCACCAAGGGGAAGAAUGCUUCAGCACAUUCUGUCAAUGUGGAAGAUUCUUUCAAAUCUGCUGAUGAACCAGAAAAACAACUCAAUUCAGAUUUCUGUCAUCAAUUCAUGAAGUUACUAGCUACUGUCUAGUCCAAUGUGAAUAACCAGAGUUCCUUAAUAAAUUCUGCCUCUUCAGGUCUCUACCUGUCCCAAACUGAUACAAGUUCAAAGUCUUCCAACACUUGUUCAACUCAUCCUCUUGUGUUUUCUGCUCAUGAUAUAUCUCAAUGUAAUAAAGAUUUUGUGUCUAUUACUUCCUCUGCUUGUAAUUCCAAAAACAAAAGUAUUGAUGUUGUCAAACUCUGGCAUUUGAGAUUAGGACAUUUGCCUGCAUAUAAACUCAAGUCUACCUGGCCAGUGGCCACCCCCUCCCUUUCUUUUUCUUCUCUCGUUCUUUCUCUCUUCCCCCUCCCCCUUCUAUUUUUCUUCUCCCAAUUAUCUUCUUUUUCAUUUCUUCUUCCUCUCCUUUUCUUUCUUUCUCCCUUUCUUUUCUCAGCAAAAACACGCCACUCGACUCUCACUCCCCCCUC
Cuscuta campestris is the source of this 1254-nucleotide messenger RNA. Lineage: Eukaryota; Viridiplantae; Streptophyta; Magnoliopsida; Solanales; Convolvulaceae. The record is from the annotation of a GenBank genome assembly.